Messenger RNA from Homarus americanus (American lobster), 810 nucleotides. RefSeq names its product blastula protease 10-like. NCBI's taxonomy places the organism in Eukaryota, Metazoa, Arthropoda, Malacostraca, Decapoda, Nephropidae. The record is from RefSeq and is a predicted model, not a curated record. The transcript is spliced from 7 exons. The annotation marks the transcript as partial. Gene Ontology annotation, molecular function: metalloendopeptidase activity. Gene Ontology annotation, biological process: proteolysis.
AUGGUGAAUAACCAAGUGGAAGAUGGCAGAAACCUUCCAUGGCAAGUAUCGGCUUCACUCGUCCCAGGACCUCAGGAGUUGGGCAAUCAGGCAGCUAAAUAUGUGACCCCGUAUGUCUUUGCUGACCUUCUGUUUGUCACUGUGCAGUACUUCACCGACAACGGGGACCCAACCAUUGUCACCAACGAUCCAUCGUACCAAGGACUGAUAGGCCAACGGGAGGGCCUCUCUCACUAUGACAAGCUGUUGGCCAACCGCAUGUAUAGCUGUAUUGAUAAAUGGCUGGUGGUGUGUGGGUUAUCAUCAGACCCGUGUCAGAAUUUGGGUUAUACCGGCGCUGACUGUUCCUGUGUCUGUCCACCUCACACUGAUGGCGUUUACUGUGAAAGCGUCAUUGGUAGUUAUUACGAUGAAAAGAUAGAUAACUGCUCGCAAGUUAUCACUGAGGAAGGAAACAUCACAUCACCUGACUUCCCCGGCUAUGUCUCAGGUUUGGAUUGUCCCUACCAGAUCAUCGCUCCAGUCUGCCACGUCGUUCAAAUCGUCUUUACCCAGUUUCAUUUGUAUAGACGGGACAAUAAUCGAUGUUACUUUGAUUACUUAAUAAUUAUGAUUGAUGGUCCCAGCUCCUCUGAAGCGUACUGCGACCAAGAGAUUGCCGUCGGCACCUCAUUCACUUCUGUUGGGCAGGAGUUGAACCUCUUUUUCCAGACCCGUACCAACUAUUAUGAAGGCUGGAGUGCUGAAGUGACCUUUAUACCCGUACCAGGAUGCGACCCCAGCACCUCCACUACCACCACCACCACCACC